Durotheca rogersii is the source of this 1251-nucleotide messenger RNA. RefSeq names its product charged multivesicular body protein 3. Bases 400 to 1098 code for a protein of 232 amino acids. The record is from RefSeq and is a predicted model, not a curated record. The transcript is spliced from 2 exons. Gene Ontology annotation, cellular component: ESCRT III complex; multivesicular body. Gene Ontology annotation, biological process: protein transport; late endosome to vacuole transport; endosome transport via multivesicular body sorting pathway. Lineage: Eukaryota; Fungi; Ascomycota; Sordariomycetes; Xylariales; Xylariaceae.
CUUUCCUUCCCCGCAAUACUUAUUCUUUCUGACCCUUUACUUUCGCCGGCCAUCGACGCUCCGAUUCAUCUCAGUUCUGGCCUGACGCCUGAUUUUUGUCAAGGCUACGCGAUCGGGAUCCAUCCAGGCUGCCGUUAUUGGAGGCAGUCCCUCCGCUCCCAUCAAGCGGCCCCCAAGAACAACGGCACCGCUAAACACGCCGGGGGCACAUGCGCCAGUAAAACCCACGGCGAAGUUGCCUGGCCACCUAGUGCCAACACCGUUUUCUCAUCCUCACGAGAGGUCUGAUCUGCCGGACAGUCGACGUCGCCUCGUGUCUACGACAAAUGAGAUCGGCCAACGAUAGCCUCAAGGACUCUGUAACAUCCCAGCAUUACCUACCUGUCUUCCGUCGUCGCGAUGGAGAAUCUCAGAGCGAUGUUCGUAAAGCCUGACCCUAAGGCACAGCUCCGAAAAUGUAACGCACUCAUCCGGUCCGACGCCCGCAAACUAGACCGCGAUAUCGUGCACAUGAAGCAACAGGAAGCCAGGGCGAGGAACCUGAUCCUGGAGGCGGACAAGCGAGCGGCGCGGGACCCUCAGCGACAGGCGCAGGCGCGCCGGGACGUGCGAGUCUUCGCGCAGGAGCUGAUCCGGUGCCGCAAGAUGUCAACCCGCCUGGUGACGUCCAAGGCGCAGCUCAGCAGCGUUCAGAUGCAGGUUAACGAGGCUUUCGCGCUCCAAGGAAUCGAAGGCAGCAUACGCGUCGCCGUCGGCGUUAUGCGCGACGUUAACUUGCUCAUCCGCGUACCCCAGCUAGCAGGCACGAUGCAGGAGCUCUCUAAGGAACUUACGAAGGCGGGCAUCAUCGAGGAGAUGGUCGGAGAGAAUUUGCCUGACGAUAGCCUCGCCGAGUUCGAGGAGGAGACUGCCGAGGAGGAGGUUGACAAGGUGCUAAGGGAAAUCCUCGAAGAGCGUAUAGCUACUACCGGGAAGCUGUCUAAUACCGCCCUGACCGCUCCAGAACCCGUCGCUGCAACCACCCAGGAGAAGGAGGAGGAAGACACCGAGGCGAUGAUGGGCCAGAUGCGAAAUAGGCUAGAAGCCUUAAGAAGCUAGACUCUUUAACGGUUGAUUUUCUACGCUUUUAUAUUUCUCUUCGGCCUUUGUUUUGAUAUCGAAUGUAUUUUCCCGGUGUAUGUGGUAUGAGGCAUUGACAACAUGGAGGAAGUAGGUGCCUUCCCAGGAUACAUUACUGUGCACGUCGGACAA